CCGGGGAACUACUCCGUCCGCGAUUUAUAUAGGCCACUUAAAACGAGAAAACGGAAUAAACUUUGUUCGGUAAUAUGAAAAGAAAUAAAAGCCACGAAACGGUUGAAGGGAAGAAAAAUAAGAUUAUCAUGCGAAUUUUGGCUUACUUUCUUCGGUGCUGCUCUUCGGAUGGAGUACUUCGAUGGUUUGGAUGAGGAAGCCAACCGGACCAGAGAGUCUUGGCGUGGAGACUAUCACUGACUCUACUUUUUAAACGCGACGUCCCGAUCACGGGAACGAAACAAUGCUCAAACGUAAUGCUGAAUGUUCAAAGACCAAAAGACGCGCUCUGGCCAAAUUGUUCCCUUUAUAUACGGCUAAAAGAGCUUAGGUGGGGGUUAUUCUGUUCUGAGAAAAGAAGGAAAUAAGAAAAAUGUGUUUCUAAUGAAGCAGCGUUUGUUGCUUCUGAAAUUACCGUGGUAUCUGAUGGAUUUAUGAUUUUGUUUUCAAGAAUUAAAGUGCGGCACUUGUGAUGACCCCUACUUCGACCCUACAUAUAACAAUCCACGUUUACGUUUCCUUUAGUCUAAAUCUAUUUAUAUCGCGUAUCUGGUUCGCGGCUGCCCAUGUACGGCAGAAUUUCUCAGUAUUUAGAUUCGGUGAAUUACUUUAUUGCCGUCAGCGGAUAACGACUCCCAAAUGCCGCUCCGCUUUUCCAGAUCUGGAGCGGGCUUCCCUAAGUGAUUUUAGCCAUUAACUCCGAAUAUAUUUAGCCUAUCGAGUGUUUCGACUGAGCGCAGGCGAGGAUUGAAAAGUUUGUGAGUUGUAUAUCUGUUUGAGACUCGACCAAUGAUUUAAUAAAUUCAAUUUAGUUCGAGUUAUAGUUCGGAUACAGAUUUCGCUUGAUCGAAAUUCGUGAGAGCGAGCCUCGGAUAACAUGUUUGUCAUAGAAUCGCGGAUAAAUAUUUUCAUCGUCUUUCGUCGAGAUCAGUUAGAAACGGUUCCAUCAUUCCAUAUAUGGACAUUUCGCCGAUCGAGAGCCAUUUGAAAGGCUUUGUUCAGUCCGUUCCGGAGACAAAUAGCCGCUGUGUUGAUCACUUAUUUCGAGAAUACGACCAGAAUCUGAUCAGUCGUCAAAUAGUCAAGUCGACUCGUUCCGGUAUAUUCAGUUGUUCAAUUCGACGCUCGUUCUCGCAUUCGGUCGACCGCUAGUCCGUUGAGCUGUUUCCACGUUCGAGUUCUCAACUCGCUGGUAAUUUCGGGUUGCGUGAACUUCGAUUCCGGCCUCGUACAUCUCAUUUUUGUUGUUAAUUCUUUUUAUUGUGCGUAACGAACGGUCCGAGAGCUAUUAACAGCAUUAUACGCGUCAAGAUCUCCGCCUGAUGCUUUUCAGAGACUCUUCGCGGCAAGAUUUCCGCCUGACAUAGGUCAGAGGCUUUCCACGGCAACAUCAUCACCGGACAAGUGCAGCGAGACGCACGAGUUAGAAGACCACGACGCCGCGUAAAUAUUGUCAUCGCGUCAGCUCUCGGCCGUGACCCAAUUUCUUCGGUGAAAUACACGUGAUUUCGAAGAAACUGAUUGAUUCCUGGCUUUCGCUGUCCUCUUCUCCCUGUUCACUCCCGCUCGAGGUUACACAGAACCUCGAGUGCACGGAAUUUCGCGCUCAGCGCGGAGCGAUCUACACACGGGCUAUUCGCUGAAUAGUUCACAACUUAAACCGUACAAUAUUAUUUUGUGACAUUUUGCUAAGACCACUUGCCCCUUCUUUCGUCCGGUCGUACUUUUCGUUGGUGGGGAUUGAUUCUUAAUUGUUACUUUUCUCUAUUUCUAAAUUUAAUAUUUCCUGUGGAAGCGAGGAACCGUGGAGUCUCCUGGACGUAACAAGCCAAUUAAGUAUUUUUGUCCGAAUUGUCCAUGAUAAUUUCUCAUGUACCGAAGAAUUGUUAGAUUUUAUUCCCAUGCAUAAUACAACGACAGGUGCCGAUAUUUUUAAAGCCGUAGAAGAACCUCUUAAAAACUAUAAUACCGAUUUCUCCAAAUGUUCGGCUAUAGUGACUGACGGUGCAAAAGCAAUGACAGGUACAAAACCUGGAUUGUUCGGUCAAUUAAAGCAGCAGAAUAUCGAAAUUCCUUUUAUUCAUUGCAUCAUUCAUCAAGAGGCGUUAUAUGGAAAAGCUAUUAAACUAAGCGAUACAAUGCAAGCAGUUACAAAAAUUACGAAUUUUAUUAAGGGCGGUAACAAAUUUCUUCUUCAUCGAAAAUUUCAACAGUUUCUCAGAGAACAUAACGCAGCUUAUACUGAUGUGCCCCUACAUUACGCAGUUCGUUGGCUUAGUGCAGGAAAAUGUCUGGACAAAUUUUUUGCAAUAAGAAAAGAAAUUUUCCUUUUCUUGCAAGAACCAUCAGUUCCAAAACAUGAUGAAUUUAAAGAUUUCUUAGAGAAUUUUGAGUCGUUUUCCGAGAUAGAUCACAGACAUAACAAAUCAUCUUAAUACAUUAAAUUUAAAACUGCAAAAAGCCAAGCAAAGUAUUUCCG
Molecule: messenger RNA, 2518 nt
Organism: Ooceraea biroi (clonal raider ant)
Lineage: Eukaryota; Metazoa; Arthropoda; Insecta; Hymenoptera; Formicidae
Product: protein FAM200A
Source: RefSeq, a predicted model, not a curated record